AUGGCUGAUAGUCAGGCACAGUUAGGAAUUGGAUCAGUUGUACUGGGAACUGUUCAGAGUUUGAAGCCAUAUGGUGCCUUCAUUGAUAUAGGAGGGAUUAAUGGUCUGGUCUCCUCCAUGUUAGCCAGAUCAGUCAUGAUCGGGUCUCAGAUAUUGAAACAGUCCUUCAGCCGGGUCAUGAUCUUGAGCCAUGACCGUGAGAGGGGCCGUGUGAGUCUUUCUACAAAGAAGCUGGAACCUACACCUGGUGACAUGAUUCGCAAUCCUACACUUGUGUUUGAGAAAGCCGAGGAGAUGGCACAAACAUUCAGGCAAAGAAUUGCUCAAGCUGAAGCAAUGGCUCGUGCAGAUAUGCUGAGAUUCCAACCCGAGGUAGUGUUGAGAAGUGGAUUGACUCUCAGCUCUGAUGGGAUUUUAGGCCCACUGAGCUCUGAUUUGCCGGCAGAGGGAUUGGAUUUGAGCGAAAUUCCCCAGGCGGAAGAUUCAUUUGAUAUAAGCGAAAUUCCUCCGGCCGAAGAUCCAAUCGACGAUUUAUAA
This is a messenger RNA of Ipomoea triloba (trilobed morning glory), 537 nucleotides long. Its product is annotated as 30S ribosomal protein S1, chloroplastic-like. The record is from RefSeq and is a predicted model, not a curated record. Gene Ontology annotation, molecular function: structural constituent of ribosome; mRNA binding. The coding region runs from base 1 to 537 and encodes 178 amino acids. NCBI's taxonomy places the organism in Eukaryota, Viridiplantae, Streptophyta, Magnoliopsida, Solanales, Convolvulaceae. Gene Ontology annotation, cellular component: chloroplast stroma. Gene Ontology annotation, biological process: translation. The transcript is spliced from 4 exons.